This is a messenger RNA of Pistacia vera, 2678 nucleotides long. RefSeq names its product pentatricopeptide repeat-containing protein At3g53700, chloroplastic-like. NCBI's taxonomy places the organism in Eukaryota, Viridiplantae, Streptophyta, Magnoliopsida, Sapindales, Anacardiaceae. Bases 95 to 2374 code for a protein of 759 amino acids. The record is from RefSeq and is a predicted model, not a curated record. Gene Ontology annotation, molecular function: protein binding. The transcript has a single exon.
AUUAAAUUUGCAGAACCAGAAACCCAAAAAAAUGACCGCAAAAAGCUCCAACUCUGUCUAGCCGUAGCUCACUUCAAAGCUGAAAGCUUACAAAAUGUCAUUCUCUUCUUGUCUGAAAUGUUACCCUUGGCCUCAUCCACAACCACUACUCUCUUUCUCUCACAAACCCAUCAUCUCUUUUGCCUCUACACAACAACACCACCAACCACUCACCGCCACUUCUCUCUCCACUUCCCCCCACCAACUCCCUCCCAAUUUCACUUCAUCUCAGCUCCUCGACACCCUCCGUCGUCAACGUGACGAAUCCUCCGCACUUCGCUUGUUCAGUUGGGCCUUAAAGCAGCCCAGUUUCACACCCACCUUGUCAGUCUACGAAGAAAUUCUUUCCAAACUCGGAAAGGUCGGUUCUUUCGAUUCCAUGACUCGGAUUCUAGAAGAAAUCAAGGCCUCUGGCUGUCAAAUUAACCCAGGUACUUUCUUGAUUUUUAUUGAGAGUUACGCCAAGUUUGAUUUAUACGAUGAAAUUUUAGGAGUAACCCCGUUGAUGCAGCAAGAAUUUGGAUUGGUACCCGACACUCAUUUCUAUAAUUUCUUAUUGAAUGUUCUUGUUGAUGGGAAUAAGUUGAAAUUAGUUGAAACUGCACAUUCUGAUAUGACUAGUAGAGGAAUUAAACCAGAUGUUUCCACAUUUAAUAUAUUGAUUAAGGCUUUGUGUAGAGCACAUCAAAUUAGGCCUGCAACGUUGAUGAUGGAAGAGAUGCCGGGCUAUGGUUUGGCUCCGGAUGAGAAAACGUUUACAACCUUAAUGCAAGGGUUUAUUGAGGAGGGUAACAUAAAUGCUGCAUUGAGAAUUAAAGAGCAUAUGGUUGAAACUGGGUGCCAGGUGACUAAUGUGACUGUGAAUGUUUUAGUUCAUGGGUUGUGCAAAGAGGGUAGGGUAGAUGAUGCCUUGAGUUUUAUAGAAGAGAUGACGAAAGACGGAUUUUAUCCUGAUCAAUACACGUUCAAUACAUUGGUGAAUGGUUUGUCCAAAGCAGGACAUGUGAAGCACGCGCUGGAGAUCAUGGAUGUGAUGCUUCAAGAAGGGUUUGAUCCAGAUAUUUUUACCUAUAAUGCAUUGAUUUCUGGAUUGUGUAAGUUGGGGGAAAUUGAGGAGGCGGUGGAAAUUCUCAAUCAGAUGAUUAUAAGGGAUUGUUCACCUAACACUGUUACUUAUAAUACUUUGAUUAGUACCUUGUGUAAAGAGAAUCAAGUUGAAGAGGCUACGGAACUAGCUCGUUUUCUCACAAGCAAGGGAAUUUUGCCUGAUGUUUGUACAUUCAAUUCUCUUAUACAAGGUCUUUGCUUGACCAGUAACUUUAAUGUUGCAAUGGAAUUGUUUGAGGAGAUGAAAAAUAAAGUGUGUCAACCUGAUGAGUUUACUUAUAACAUGUUGAUAGACAGCCUUUGUUCCAGAGGGAAGGUAGAGGACGCUUUGAGACUGUUGAAAGAAAUGGAAUCAAGAGGCUGUGCAAGGAAUGUGGUAACAUAUAAUACUUUGAUCGAUGGGUUCUGCAAACUCAAAAAGAUUGAAGAAGCAGAGGAGAUCUUUGAUGAGAUGGAACUUCAAGGGAUUUCAAGAAAUUCCGUGACCUACAAUACCCUUAUUGAUGGUCUUUGUAAGAUCAGAAGGGUGGAGGAUGCCGCUCAGCUCAUGGACCAGAUGAUAAUGGAAGGGUUAAAACCUGACAAGUUCACUUAUAAUUCCCUUCUUACAUACUUUUGUCGGGCGGGGGACAUAAAAAAGGCAGCAGAUAUUGUCCAAACUAUGACUUCAAAUGGGUGUGAACCAGAUAUUGUUACGUAUGGAACCUUAAUUGGGGGGUUGUGUAAGGCUGGUAGAGUUGAGGUUGCGAGUAAGCUCCUGAGGUCAAUUCAGAUUAAAGGAAUUGUUUUGACCCCACAUGCUUAUAAUCCAGUAAUUCAAGCUCUUUUUAAACGAAAAAGAACAACCGAAGCUAUGAGGCUUUUUAGAGAAAUGAUGGAGAAAGGUGAUCCUCCAGAUGCUGUAACAUAUAAGUUUGUUUUCCGUGGGUUAUGUAGUGGUGGUGGACCAAUUUCAGAAGCUGUUGAUUUCGUGGUGGAGAUGUUAGAGAAAGGAUUUCUGCCUGAGUUCUCAUCAUUUUAUAUGUUGGCUGAAGGACUUUGUUCAUUAUCAAUGGAGGAUACUCUGGUUAAACUCAUUGAUAUGGUAAUGGAUAAAGCCAAGUUCUCAGCCAGUGAAGCUUCAAUGAUAAGGGGCUUUCUUAAAAUUCAGAAAUUUAAAGAUGCAUUGGGCACCUUUGGCGACAUCUUGGAUAGCCGAAAUCCCAGGAAAGCUUAUUGGUCAAGAUGACGAAAAAUUGAUAAUGCAAUGACAUACUAGUGGGGAACAUAGAAGUCAGAUUUUCUUGGUUGCUUAUAUGAAGUUGAGUUUGGAAAUUCCUUCAAUGACAACUCUCCAAUCCAGAAAAUAUUGCAGUGUGGAUGUAAUGAAGGCGACAAGAUUUUUGAGGAUGGUGUAGUACGCUGUGGAUGGCCAUGAUCUGCACGUUAUGGUAAUGUUUUCUUGUAGCAUUCAACUCUCGAUGCUUGUGUCAAUUUCUACCAAUAGGUAAUACUAGCUUAGACAUGAUUUUGUGAUUACAAUGUUAAGUUGA